CUAGAUUUACACCUCAGUAGGUAGAUUAGACUCGUGGAACAACCAAAGCAUUCACAGUAGUCGGUGGGAAAGGAGAAAAGGAUGGCAGCUCCACAGAACGGAUCCAACUUAACGACCAACUAUACCAACCAGUUUGUGCAGCCUCCGUGGCGCAUCGCUCUCUGGUCCGUAGCCUACAGCUUCGUUCUGGCGGUGGCGGUGUUCGGAAACCUCAUUGUGAUAUGGAUCAUUCUUGCCCACAAGCGGAUGAGGACGGUGACAAACUACUUUCUACUAAACUUGGCGUUUUCGGACGCGUCGAUGGCCGCGUUUAACACUUUGAUAAACUUUAUCUACGCUGCCCACGGGGAAUGGUACUUCGGGGAAGCGUAUUGCAAAUUCCACAACUUCUUCCCGGUCACAUCGGUGUUUGCAAGCAUCUACUCCAUGACUGCGAUAGCUGUGGACAGGUACAUGGCCAUCAUCCAUCCCCUGAAGCCUCGUCUUUCAGCGAAGGCCACCACAGGAGUCAUCGUCUGUAUCUGGAGCCUGGCUGUGGUUCUGGCCUUCCCUCUCUGCUACUUCUCCACCACCCGAACUCUGCCCCGCAGGACCCUCUGCUACGUGGCCUGGCCCCGCAUGGCCGACGACCCCUUCAUGUAUCAUAUCAUAGUUACAGUUAUGGUCUACGUGCUGCCAUUAGUGGUGAUGGGCAUCACUUACACCAUCGUUGGGGUGACUCUGUGGGGAGGGGAGAUUCCAGGAGACUCAUCUGAUAACUAUCAUGGACAGCUCAGGGCUAAAAGGAAGGUGGUGAAGAUGAUGAUCAUCGUAGUGGUGACCUUUGCCCUCUGCUGGCUGCCUUAUCAUGUCUACUUCAUUGUGACAGGUCUCAACAAGCGUCUGAUCAAGUGGAAGUACAUCCAGCAGGUUUACCUGUCAGUGCUGUGGCUGGCAAUGAGCUCCACCAUGUACAACCCCAUCAUCUACUGCUGCCUCAACAGCAGGUUUCGAGCUGGCUUCAAGCGAGCGUUUCGUUGGUGCCCAUUCAUCAAGGUGUCCAGCUACGACGAGUUGGAACUACGCUCGACACGGCUACACCCAACGCGCCAGAGCAGCAUGUACACGCUGUCACGAAUGGAUACAACCACGGUGAUGGUUUACGACCCUGUCGAGGGUGGUGGCGGUGCUGCCGGUGGCUCCGGAAGGAAGCACUCCCUGUCUGCUAGGAAGAGAAGCUACAUCACGUCUCGCCAUACAGAGAUCACAGGAUGCAACGGUGGCAGUGUUAAAACGCCAAAUGGAGUGGCUCCAAGCGCUCAACCUGAGGAGUUCUCUUGAAGGGUGUUCUCACAGACUUACAAAAAGUAAAUGUGUUCACAUGCAUAAUACACUGUAUAUAUAAAACAGUGCGGAGAUGUUUGCUUAAUUUAGACAUAGAAACAUUGUAUCAAGGUGAAAGUGGUGCAGGGUAUGACCACAUGGAUAUAGAGAUUAUUGAAUAUUUUAACUUGAUGGAUCACAGACUUUUUUAAGAUACUCUGGAGCAUGGAUGGAUUACUAAGCGGGCUAAUUGGGCAAGUCAAUGUUUCUAGCAGUUCUAAUUAAAAUGUCACACAGCUCAAUCUAUUAUGGUUGUUUUUCUCCUGAUUCUUUAAUAUUGGAAAUUAGCUGAUACAGGGCGUGAUCAAAGUACUACAGUAAAAAAACCUAAGCAAUUUAAAUUUGUUUUACAGCAGAACAGCUCUGCUUCAAGAAACUAUAGUAUGUGAAACAGGUUUUUUCCCAAUGUUUCCCAUAAGAUUUUGUGUAUUAUCUUUAAGUAUUUUCUAUUAUAUCUGUGGAAAGGAGUGUCAGUAUGGUUCCGGGGCCUGUUUCACAAAGAGCAGUGCAUUCACACAUAUCCCAAAAGGUGGAUCGUUAGCCACUGGGUCUGUGAUGUGUAGUGUCCUGGUGUUGGACCCUUUACAUGUCUGGGUCCAAGGGCCCCAUGUCUCAUAAUCUGCUCAUGAUCAGGAGAAGCCUAAACAACUCACAAGUUGAACAAUGCUUACAGUGUACGGUAUGAUCAUCUAAAUUACACUUUGCCAUUGAGUGAUAUUUUCUCCACUUAUCCAGUCAGCAUCCCUUUGCAAUAAUGAAAUUCUGUAAGUAUUUGUCCCUCCUUCUUUACCCAAACAUUCAGCUCUGUUUGAGAUUAGCAUUUAAACACAGUCAGUGCAUUGCUGUUUUCGUUAAGGUCUCGGUCACUCAGUUCAAACAAGUGAUAACGACAUGACUCAGUUCUACUUGGAGAUUUUCAAUUAAAAUAUUUGUUAAGAUGGUGAGACCAUCUCACAGUGGAGAUAAUCUGAAAAUACAUCAUGGUGAUUGUAAUUUAGUUAGUAUGACAUAGUUUUCAUUUGUAAGUAUUAACUGUGAACUGUGUGACACAGAGGUUACACUCUGCAUCUGUUUCCCCCCUGAAGCCAUGAAUGAGGCUGCAGAGAAUCACCAAUGGAAUAGCUCUUGAUUGAACUCUGUUUGACUCUAUAUGUGGCUCCGAGUUCAGCUCUGAAAGUACUGAAACUGCAUUUGGCUUUCCCAUUAUGUAACACGUAAGAAAAAUGUUUCCUGGGAACUGGCCACAAGCCAGAGGCAAAAUCCAGUGUACAUUUGUAACACAUAAAUAAACAGGCUGCUGGAGAAUGAGCAAAUUGAAAUAUAUAUAAAAUAAUGGAAGCUGCACAGUAAGGUGCAAUCAGGCUUUCUUUUACUGUUCAAUAAUGUUCUUUUAAAUGCCUUCUUAUAAUGUGUUAUCAGAAAGCAGGACAGUUUUCAUCUAUUGCAGUUGUUGGUUCUGUUGGUGUUUCAGUAGUUUCUUCCAGCAUGCUGUUAUCCUGUGUUGCAUCUUAAUUUAACUCGCUGCUUGUGCGCACAUGAAGUGUUGAAACUGCACCAAGCAAUACACUAGCCUGUGUGAUGUUGGGUUUACAAUAUAAUAAGUGGAACCAUACUGUGACGAGUACGACUACAUGAGCUACAGGAACAGUAUGUCUCAUCUGACUCAGUACACAGCAACACACAUACAAGACUACUAACAAGAGUGAGAAAAACCCUUACUGUAUGUGUGUACUAUAUGAGUAUUGCUAUAACUCACUGCUGAAAAUUAAGCAUGUUAAUAUUUUGCCAUCAAUCAGACUCUUUAAAGAUACUUUAAAAAAUAACUUAUUGAGUGUACUGCUAGUUGCAGUAAAAGCUGAAUUUGGAGUCCAGCCGUUUGUGAUAGCAGGUUAUGUAUACAUUUAAUACAAUUAUACAUCGUUAAACAAAAGGCAAAGGUUCCCAGCAAAGGAAGAAAAAAAACUCCAUAAUUAUUCUUACCAACAGUUCUGAAUGUUCAGACUUCAUGAAAGUAUUUACACAAGAAUGUGAAAAAUGUGAAUUUUUAAGCUGUUGUCUGAUCAUUAUAUUGAAGUUUGUGAAAUAUUUGUAUGUGGUGAGUUGUGUUUUUUUUUUUAUGCUUUUCCGUAUAAAAAGUAUGUGUUUUGUAUGAAUGUACAGUACAAUGUGUGCCUCUAUCGCCGUCAAGUCGUGACCGUAUUAUUUGUUGUCUUUAAAGGAGAACUAGUUCAUUUCAAUCUGAGCCUCAUUUCUUUGUUCUUACCGCCACAGAAUCGAGUCUGAAGUUAUUAUUACUUCCUUUCCUAUUUUGUCCCUUUUACUUUACAGAAAGCACUGCCUACGGAAGCCCUAAGGCCGCCAUCGAUUCAAAUAUUUUUUUAUUCCAUUUUCCUGUGAUAACGGGAUCAUUUUCUCGUGAUCUCGAGAUAACAAACCAUAGCUAAAUACAGCAGUUGGCACUGGUUAGCUCAGAUGGUAGGGUGUAGGACUUAUAAUCUAAGGAUUGUGGGUUUGACUCAAGCAACUACUUUACUACUACUUUUGUGUGUUUUUUAUCAUCCUCUUCAACAAAGUUGUUAUGAAGUGAUUAAGGGGAAUCCCAUCACACAUUUCCCGACGGCAAUUUCAAAGGUUCCGAAAUUGCGUAAGUUCCGAAAAUGAUGAAUUUCCUCUGCCUGGGAAUGAUGGGUGAAUGAAAAGUCCAGCCUCCAACGUGCUUUAUUGUGAGCAUGUGAAACCGUCUCUACAUAAGAAUUUUGUUGAAGAGGAUAAUGAAAAAGAUAAAAAAGAAAAAAAUAGGUCAUAAGUGAGGAUUGAAUACACAACCCUACUAUCAUAAGUCUUGUGCUCUACCUACUGAACUAACCAGUAACACUGAAAACAAUACUGAAAUUAUCAUUAAGAAAUGUUCGUGCCAACCCCAUUAUCACGGGAAAACAACAUGCGUUAUUUCAAGAUCAAGAGAUAAUUAUCCCGUCAUCACGGGAAAACAAAGUAAAAAAAUAUUUUAGUCGAUGGCCGCUUAGGGCUUCUGUAACUGCCUCACUACAAAACAGGACUCUGGUUGAAAAUAACUAUUUUAUUCUCCUUUAAACAAAUAAUUAUAAUGUUGUUAUUGCUGGCAAAUAAUUAUUUUGGCAAUUUGAGAUGAAGAAUUGUAUACACUCUCUGUUACUUAUGAUACUAGUGACUUCAAAUGGUUUUUCAUUGCUCUGCAUUGGUCAGUGCUGAUGUAUUUGCUUAAUGUAGCUUUAUUUCAGCAGUCUUCCUCAUAGUAUCAUGAGUGUUGAAACGUGACAUUACAUGCUUAUGAUGAAAUGUAACCGUGACUUGUUGCAAAUGCAGUCAAAUUUUACUGAGAAAAAACCCUGAGCAAUAGUGUUUUGUUUUAUGUUAGUUGUCAGCAACAAUUCAGGUUAUUGUAAUAAUUCGCAACUUUUAAAUAUCUCAAUUUGUUUAUAUUUCUCAAUUAUGUAUACCCUAAAGCAGGGCUUUUCAAAGUCUGAGACUGCGGGCCUCCCAGUCAGUGAAUGUUUCACUUCCAUUCACUGAGCCUCCACUGAAACAGUUUGGAGCCCCCCUACGGAGGCCUGCCUCACACUUUGAAAACCCCUGCCCUAAAGCAUAGAUUCGACCCUGUAGAAGAAAACUGCAAUAAUUUUCUUGCAAUUAACUCUACCACCUCAUCUCACAAUUACAUCUAAGCAUUUUAAUUAUUUUGUUAUUAUGAGGUACUUUUCUCAUAAUUACCAAAUGUUUGUCUUGUUAUACUGGGAAGAUAAAGAAUGCACACCUUAUGAGCAGAAACUGCAAGAAAAAAGUAACCAGUUCAUUGCUACCACUGCCUUCCACAAAAACACACAAAUUAUGUUUAAUUUGUAUAAUAAAAAUAUAUAUAUAAAAAUAAUACUCUCUCUGUAGACGUGAUCAGUGCACUGCACAGACUGAAAUUCUGUCAUUCUGCUAUAUUUAAGCGCUUCAGCCACAGAACAAAAAACUCAUGGUUAUUCAUUUUUUGGUGUAGAAGCUGCUGUCAGAUCAUUGAAAUGCAGUGCAGUGACCACUCACCCCCAAAUGAGUCACAGAAAUUGAUCAAAAAAAUGUUGCGGAUUAUAACAUUAAGUUGUCUUUUAUUAAAGUGUAGAUAUGUGUCGUUGUCUUGCUAUAGAAAAUUGGUUAAUAAACCAUUCAUACUUUAA
Molecule: messenger RNA, 5561 nt
Organism: Micropterus dolomieu (smallmouth bass)
Lineage: Eukaryota; Metazoa; Chordata; Actinopteri; Centrarchiformes; Centrarchidae
Gene: tacr3a
Product: tachykinin receptor 3a
Exons: 5
Coding region: 82-1320 (412 amino acids)
Biological process (GO): G protein-coupled receptor signaling pathway; positive regulation of flagellated sperm motility
Cellular component (GO): plasma membrane; sperm midpiece
Molecular function (GO): tachykinin receptor activity
Source: RefSeq, a predicted model, not a curated record